AACGGUACUUCGUACUAAUCUCUUGGAACUCCUUUGCACACUCUCAUUAUGGAACAAUGGCUAUGCACGCGUUGGAACGCAUUUGGGGUUUUGACGCCUCGCCUAAAGCACUGUAGAAAAUGGUCAAAAAUUUGAGUUCAACCCUAACGUCCCCAGUUUGUGGUGAAAUGUCAUACACUUACACUAUUAUCCUUGACUGCAUUUGACAAACCUCAUUGUUAUUAUUAUAAUCUGUCAUUAGAUCUUUUCUUAGACUGAACACUAGCCAGUUAGAAACACAGAAUAUUAAUGAUAUUCACCCCCCGUCCUCUCUUGUUUCCAUCGCCUCAAGUCAUUCUCAAUGGAGUUGACGCUGGCCCCCCAAAUACCAUCCUAAGGUUAUUGGCCAUAAAGGAGUAUCUUUGCCAAAGACUGAACCAUAGCCAAUUAUUUAUAAUAUUCAUCCUCUUCCUCUUGCUCACAGCGUCUCAAGUCGUUCUCCCUGGAGUUGACGGUGGCCCCCAAAUACCAUCCCAAGAUCAUUGGACGCAAGGGAGCGGUGAUUGGUAAGAUCCGUUCCAGGCACGAAGUCAACAUCCAGUUUCCCGCUCGAAACCAAGAGGACCAGGAUACCAUCAAGAUCAUGGGAUACGAGGUCAAUGCCCAGGCAGCCAAGGAGGAGAUCCUAGCUAUCGUCAAAGAAUUGGAGGAUCAAGUCUCUGUUGAACUUGACAUUGACCAUCGCAUCCAUCGGCGUUUGAUCGGUGCCCGCGGCAAGGCCAUCAACCGCAUCAUGGAUGAUUACAAGGUGGACAUCCGUUUCCCACGAGAGGAGGACCCUAACCCCAAUCUGGUGGUGGUCACUGGUGACGCAGAUAAUGUUGAUGAAUGCUGCGAUUAUCUCAAGAACCUAGAAGAAGAAUAUAUGAUGGAUGUGACCGAGACCGAGGAGAUGCAACAAUACAUCAGAGGUCCCAGCCGCAAAGAGGAAACGCCCAAGAGCACCAACAACGCCGGCUUUGUGAUCCGCGAUGCACCCUGGAGCAACCCACCCGACACCUCCAACGUCAAUGACUUCCCGUCUAUCGGUGGACCGGGACAGGCACAGGCUCCCAAACCAGCCCCGUCCUCCUCAGCUCCUCGCUGGGGGCCAGCUUACAAGCGUUAAGUGAUAAGAAGGGGUACCCGCACCGAAUGCUUUUCCCCAUUUCCUUUCCGUUUUUCCUGUAACAAUCCAAGUACACUUUGGGGAGGAUUAAGGAUUCAUGGGGAAGUAGGGAAAAUGCAACCCAAACCCCAAAUGAUAUAACUAUUUUGAAAGAGAUUAAUAAAAAAAAAACCAUGCAAAAGGACAGUAAUUUAGGGGACCAGGAUUAAAUGUUUAUGUUGAUGCAAUUUUAAACAAAUAAUGCUUGAUGUUAUACCACUCGUGCAUCUCAAAUUAUUUUCAGAGGGAGUCUUGAAAGUGGCUGGAAGAUCCUAAGACACCAUGUCACCGCUUUUCUAUUUAUUAAAUGAAUAAUAGCCUUGAUUUACUUUCCCAUGCUUAGAAACUUUGUUGAAAUGUGGUCAUUUUAAUUGAUGAGAAAAUGUGAAAUAAUCCCUUGUUCUCAUUAACAAUUUCCAUUCAUUAAAAGUGCACUUUACUUUUUAUCGAUAUUUUGACAUUGCUCUAUCAUUUUUAGUUUAGUUAUUUAUGUCUUCUUUCUCUUGGUCAUUAUUUGAAUAGAGACCACCUAUAUGUAGGAUAAUGUAUUGGCUUCAGUGUAAUUUUGUUUUUUGCUGGACACGUUUAAUUGAAUUAUAACCUUACAAGGCAAUUUUUAAAUUGAUGCUGUAUUGUCACAAUGAAAUUUUCUUUAAAAGAUGUAAUCAUAAAGGCUAUCGAUGUAACUGCCGUAUUUAUUGAAAUCCAAUCUUUUACUGAAAAUUCAUCGCAUUUUUACUGUGUCUUUGAAAAUUGAUUGGAGCCUAAGCAUCUGCAUCCCGUAGCCAUCACAUGUGGUAUUAUUCUAUCAGCAAUAAAAAGUAGAGGCAGAAUUAUGAGUUUACUAGUAUAAUCUGUUCUUGUAAGCAACACAGAGCCUUCAGAUUAGAUUAUUUUCGGGGGAAAAUAUCUUUUUAUUAUGUAAGUACAAAAUGGAAUGUUGUAUUUUUGUAGUGUUUCAAUGAUAUGUAUGUUUAUGUUGGCCAAGGGGGGGGGGGGUGUUCGUAGAGUAGGUAAGUAAGAAAUACUGGGAACCCAUUUUCUUGGUUUUUCUCUCCAUUUUGUCCAUCUUCAUUUAACGACCAAAUUUAUGAUAUAGCAAGCGGCGACUGCCAUUCGGUAUGUGUAUGUAUGGUAAUAUAGUGAUGAUAUGUUCAAGUUUUGGUAAAAUACUGCUUUGCUUGAGUUAAUCCUUAUUUUGUGAGGUUUUUUUGUUUUAUUCUUUUGUGAUGAUGAUAAGGAAGAUCCAGUGCUGUUGAAUUUUACAUAUUCUUUGUUGUAAUAAAGGUGAUGACUUUACUCCACUCAGAGUGAAAUGAAAUGAGUUACGCAAAUAAUGGAUGAAGUUUUAAACAGUCAAAAAUGGAAAUAAUAAAUAAUGAGAAAUAUUUUUUUUUUAGUUCAGGAAUUUUACGCUGCAAAGUUAUUUGACUUAUUGAAGAAAUCACUGGUUAUUUUAAUUUUAUUCUUAGCCAAGAAAACUAUUCUUUGUGCAAUUCACAGGGAUAUGUGAAUGAAAAUGUUUUUUUUUAAAGCAUUUGAGAAGUGGUGUUUAAACUAUUAAGAAAUUGCUUUUGUUCAUAUCUUGUACACCUGGAUAUACAGUUCGACUUCAAAUUAGAUACAUGUAUUUUCUAAUAUUACUUUUAUUUCAGUAUCUUUCAUCUUCUAGCUUUUCAUUAUAUAUGUAAUAUUUUGAGUGAGGAAAUCUUAGGUGGGAUUAGGGUACAUAUAUAGCGAUAUUUUACUCUUUAGCAUGAAUAGAAAAGUGGAGUUUAUUUUUCUCAAUUGAAAUGUUCAAUUUUACUACUUUUGUUGAUGAGAUUGUGAUGUAUUAUGCAUUGCUUAAUUGCAAUGUACAAACUAUAUGAAAUGUCAAUUUGAAUGAAGAAAGGCGAUAGCCCUUUCUGUACUUACAAUUUAUACAAAGAUAUAUAUGUAUAUGUAAUUACUUGAAUAGGAUAUGGGUAGAGGUAGUAUUAUUUUUUGGUUUCAACCUUUGAAAUUUUAUAUCAUUGCUUUAAUGACAUACAGAAAAAGCUGUAUAGAGAGUGUGUUGCUUACCUUAAAAAAAAAAUUAUGUAUGAAGAUUCAUGCAUGUUGACAUAUGUAAAUGAAAUGUAUUCUUACCACAUGCGUAAAAAAACUGCUCAGUCUUGUUGACACGUACGUUAAGAAAGGACUAUUUCCAUAUCUUUAUCAUCAUGAUUGAUUUUGUAUGCCAAAUGUAAGAUUAAUAAAUAAACUUACGGAUGCCACUGUCAACAUUA
Lytechinus pictus (painted urchin) is the source of this 3456-nucleotide messenger RNA. RefSeq names its product vigilin-like. NCBI's taxonomy places the organism in Eukaryota, Metazoa, Echinodermata, Echinoidea, Temnopleuroida, Toxopneustidae. The record is from RefSeq and is a predicted model, not a curated record. The transcript has 3 exons. Gene Ontology annotation, molecular function: RNA binding. The coding region runs from base 623 to 1147 and encodes 174 amino acids.